AACCCCAGUUUGGUUCCCAGCACACACAUCAGGCAGCUCACAACUACUUUAACUCUGUUUCAACACCUUCUGACCCUACAGUCAGCUACAUUUAUGUGCACAUAAUCCCCUCUCAGACACAUACUUACACGCAUAAUUAAAAAUAAAGUCUUUGGGGUAGAGGGUGCUGGGCAUGGUGGUAUAUGUGUUUAAUAACAGCACUUGGGAGGCAGAGGCAGGUGGAUCUCAGUAAGCUCCAGGAUUACAGUAAGCUAGGACUACACGGUAAGAUCCUGUCUCAAAGGGGUUGGGAGGACACAGAAAUAUUCACUUAUAGAGUGACUCCUCUUUGUUAGCAAAGGGAGUGAAGAUUGCUUAAACAGAAGGGAAAGUUGAUGAAUUGUCAUAAAAAAUGUGAAACAUGGCUAUGCAUACAGUAGAUAUAUGUGUCUGAUUGGGAGUUGAUACUUAUAGUACACACAAUAUGCAGAAGAUUUCUGAUUGGGAAAAGUAAAAAUCAUAAAUCAGGGAGAAAAGAAAAGCUAAAAGGAGAGGGGACAAAAGGUAGAAAAAGGCCGUUCACCAAAAAGGAAACCAGGAGUUUCAGCAGUGUGGUGCUGGGAUGCCACACCUGUGUUGUUUUUUAAAGACUAGAAGCUAAAAGUCCAGUUCAAGGAAAUGGGUAAAGAAUGCUAGCCAUGAUAGAACUAAUAGAACAUGGUAGAACAUAAAGAACUAAUAGUUUGAGGCUAGAAAUAUCUCUGUGGUUAAGAAUGCCUAUUGUUGGGAGCCCCGCGCCGGCGCCGUGACGUCACGCCCUGGAGCUGCGGGCCGGGCCGGGCGGCGGCAUGGCGGAGAGCGAAGCGGAGACCCCGGGCACCCCGGGCGAGUUCGAGAGCAAGUACUUCGAGUUCCAUGGCGUGCGGCUGCCGCCCUUCUGCCGCGGGAAGAUGGAGGACAUCGCCGACUUCCCGGUGCGGCCCAGCGACGUGUGGAUCGUCACCUACCCUAAGUCUGGUACAAGCCUGCUGCAGGAGGUGGUCUACCUGGUGAGCCAGGGCGCCGACCCUGAUGAGAUUGGCCUGAUGAACAUUGAUGAGCAGUUGCCAGUUCUGGAGUACCCACAGCCGGGUCUGGACAUCAUCAAGGAACUGACGUCUCCCAGGCUCAUCAAGAGCCACCUCCCCUACCGCUUCCUGCCCUCUGACCUCCACAAUGGGGACUCCAAGGUCAUCUACAUGGCUCGCAACCCCAAGGACCUGGUUGUGUCUUAUUAUCAGUUCCACCGCUCACUGCGGACCAUGAGCUACCGAGGCACCUUCCAGGAGUUCUGUCGGCGGUUCAUGAACGACAAAUUGGGCUACGGCUCCUGGUUUGAGCACGUUCAGGAGUUCUGGGAACAUCGCAUGGAUGCAAAUGUGCUUUUCCUCAAGUAUGAAGACAUGCACCGGGACCUGGUGACCAUGGUGGAGCAGCUGGCCAGAUUCCUGGGUGUGUCCUGUGACAAGGCCCAGCUGGAGUCGUUGAUCGAGCAUUGCCACCAGCUGGUGGACCAGUGUUGCAACGCGGAGGCCCUGCCUGUGGGCCGGGGAAGAGUCGGGCUAUGGAAAGACAUCUUCACCGUCUCCAUGAAUGAGAAGUUUGACCUAGUGUAUAAACAGAAGAUGGGGAAGUGUGACCUCACGUUUGACUUUUAUUUAUAAUAUCAGAAACCGCGAACUUGCAUGCUCACGGUCCCCAGACGCUCUACUAGCUAAAAAAAAAAAAAAAGUCCUGUUUGCGUUCAUUUAUUCCUUGCUGGACACACUCUGGAAGCUGCGUGGAAACAGCAGGGGACGAGCCCAGUGGAGAGAGCGAGGAGUGUGAUGAUGCUGUCCACAGCAGCCGCCUGGCCUGUAGCACUUGGGUUUCCACGUCGUGGCCACGCCACACACGCAGGCAGCGAGACUGUCUGCCCUGUACCCCAUGUUAUUCACUGUAUUUUAUAGCGCUUUUCACCGGAAAUCUAAAUAAAUCUCUGUCAACCAAAUGCAAGUCCAUUUCCGUGGGAGAGCAGGAACAAACUGUGCCAGGAUGGUAGGAAGCUCUCAGGGUUCACUGUAAUUUUUGUAGUCUUUUUUUCUAGGCACAGCCAUCCCACCUUGUUCUGAGAUCAGAGGAUGGGUUGGGAUCACAUGGGUUGGGUGGGUGGGGAGCUGGAUAGGUAGGUCUAGCCUGUGGUCUAGCCAGUCUUCCAGAACCAUCAUGACACCAAGCCAGGGCCUGUCCCAGGCCGUUUUUUAGAAACACCUCCAGGACGCAGCUCUCUGAGCCUAGAACAGAAGAGCCCAAGCAAAGUUCCUGGAGGGAGGCUGGCCCGGGGCUGCAGAUGGCAUCUGAAGGCAUUGAUGGUGCGUCAAGAGUGCCCACAGACACCAGAAUUGGUGUCUACCAUAGCCUUCUCUUUGUUCCCCAAGGCAGUGACUGACACACUCCCGCGGGCAAGAGAUGUGACAUCGCACGGUUUUAAAAUCCUGAGUUGCUGUCAUGAAUGUCCCCGCUGUGCCGACCCUCUCACCUAAGGGACCUAGCCUGCAGGUUGAUUGCUCUCCAUGCAGAUAGGAUUGGCAAAGCCCGCCCACCCGAGUGGGCACCUCUAUCCUCAGAGUGUCUGAGGGAGCAAUGCCACACACACACACACACACACACACACACACACACACACACACACACCUACCCCUGCUGUCUUCUGGCUCAAAUUUGGCCCAAGUGAUGGCCAGAUGAGAAGUGGACCAGCAGAUUGCCACUGGGGACUAACUGGCUCUGGUCUUUACCAGGCUAGGAAGAGCCCAGCGUGCUGGUGGGAGGCUCUGGCUGUAGAAGGGGCCCGCCGUGGGUGGUUCUCUGAAGCAGGUCUGGUUGCCGCUGGCGUUACCUCUGUCCAGGGAGAAGCUUGUGUGGGCCGGGUGCAUGACUCUGUGAGCUGGGCAUGGCAGCGUUUUUUUCCUGUGUGUCUGGGAAGGAAGGCUGCUUUCUGUGAAAUUUUGUUUCUAUUUUUCUAUUUUUAGUACUGUAUGGAUGUUCUGGAGCCACACAUGGUACUCUGUGCUUGCUUGCAUCUUUAAUAAAAGACACCUCCCUGCU
This is a messenger RNA of Peromyscus maniculatus bairdii (prairie deer mouse), 3102 nucleotides long. The record is from RefSeq and is a predicted model, not a curated record. Lineage: Eukaryota; Metazoa; Chordata; Mammalia; Rodentia; Cricetidae.